AUGUCGAUGAAUAUAAAAAAUAGCUUGCGCUUGGACCAUGAGUUGUACGGCUACGCAACUCCGGGCAAGAUAGAUAGCUUUAAGGACACCAUUCAAAGGAAGCUUGUGGCAGAUGAAGUACAUGAUCCCAAUGCUCACGUUUGGCAGUCUCGACUAAGCUUUCACAAUAAUAAGAACACAUUCCUUCACAUAGCUGCAAGCUCCGGCCAUGCGAAACUAGCAGCUGAGAUCAAACAAUUUCACAAGCCUCUUUGGUUUGAGCAAAACUUUGAGGGCGACACUGCGCUCCAUAUUACGGCCAAAGCCGGGGAAUUAGAUACAGCAAUCACUCUUCUCCGUGAAGCCCGAGGCGUUGAUAAUAAUGAUCAUGAUGUAUCCAGGUUGCUGACCGAGACGAAUAAUGAGAGGAACACUCCCUUACACGAGGCCCUGAUUCAUGGUCACCAAUUAGUAGCAAAGUGUUUGAUAGAGGGCGCCAGUUCUAGCGUCCCUUUUUAUGUUAAUAAGGAAGGAAAGAGCCCUUUGUAUCUGGCUGCUGAGGAAGGGUUUGAUGAGAUCGUGAAACUAAUAAACAAAAAAGCAGUUGAGGAAAAGCCAGAAUUUCUUGUUAUUAAAGGCAAGUCUCCGUUGCAUGCUGCAAUUCUUGGCCGCCGGAACAAUGAAAUCUUAAAGACAGUAUCAAGCAUGGAGGAAUUUUUUAAGAGCUCAAAAGAUAAGAAGGGGAGGACUCCACUACAUUCUGCAGCAUCAAUUGGUUAUUUAGAAGGGGUACGCUUCUUAUUAGGCAGUCGCAUCUCUGAUUGUCAUCAAAUGGAUCAUGGCGGCAACUUUCCAAUCCAUUCAGCAUCAAGCAAAGGUCAUGUCAAGAUUGUUAAAGAGCUGCUUCGACAUUGUCUCGAUUCAAGGGACUUGAAGAACUCUAAUGGCGAAAAUAUACUCCAUGUUGCAGCAAGAUGCGGUAAAGACAAUCUUGUCAAAUAUUUUCUCAAAAAGGGUGAGUUUCGAAUGUUGAUAAACCAAAAGGACAGCAACGGAAAUACUCCUUUACAUUUGGCAACGAUGCACCACCAUCCCAAGGUUGUCUACAGAUUGGCUUGGGAUACAAGGACAAACUUAAAGCUCUUGAAUGGUAGAAGCAUGACAGCUCUUGACAUUACAAAAAGCCCUUUGGAAACUAUUGCAUCAUAUCAUGGGAGGCUUACAUGGAUGGUAUUGAAAUCUGCUUUCGCACAGCGUGCUCAGAGUUUGCAUGUCCUCCAAAGGAAAAAACUGAGAUCACCACAAGUAGCAGACAAUGGUGGAGGUUUGACUAAGUUACCAAACGAGGAAAGCAUUAGGGACAGGGUGAAUGCUUUAUUGGUGGUUGCCACACUUGUUGCCACAGUGGCAUUUGCAGCCGGUUUCACAAUGCCAGGUCGCAACAACGAUUCUACCCCUCAUGAGGGCAUGGCAAUCUUGCUAACCAAAGCUAUGUUCCAAGCCUUUGUUGUGGGAGCAGAUAUUUUCGUCUCCAAUCACAGCGCGCCACGUGGAAAAGAAGAUUAUCUCUUUUAA
Messenger RNA from Prunus armeniaca (apricot), 1554 nucleotides. The record is from the annotation of a GenBank genome assembly. NCBI's taxonomy places the organism in Eukaryota, Viridiplantae, Streptophyta, Magnoliopsida, Rosales, Rosaceae.